GGAUAACGGCCAGGCCUUGGAGCAGGCCGGUGGCUUCAGUGGGCUCUUAACCCCGAGGAGAAGUAGGAGAAGAGAGGGGGAACAGUCACCGACGAGAGGCCCUGAACCAGGGGGACUCGGUGGACCUGGACGCCCUCAUGGCGGACCUCUGCACCAUCGAGCAGGAGCUCAGCACCAUCAGCAAGCCCAACUCCACCUCCAGGGCCUCUGCCAAGACCCUCCAGAGGGCCCCGGGGGGCCGCAGCGCCAGCUCCAAGCACAGCGGCGGGAGCAGCGGAGGGAGCGCCAGCAGCAGCACCAGGGCGUCGCCGGCCAACACGGUCCGCGGCGUGGGCGCGGUCAACGGCCGCCCCUCGGGCUCCGCCUCCUCCUCCUCGGCCACGCCCUCGGCGGCGGCGGCCUUCUCCCUGGACGACAUCACGGCGCAGCUGGAGCGCGCCUCGCUCAGCAUGGACGAGGCCGCGCGCCAGACCACCUACUCCUCGGCCUCCUCCUCCUCCUCCUCCUCCUGCUCCUCGGCCACGCUGCGGCGGCCAUCUUCCGGCUCGUCCGGCGGCGGCGGCGGCGGCGGCGGGCAGCACCGCCGCACGGGCUCGGUGGGAACGGUGUGCGAGCAGGAAGCGGCGUCGCAGAGGGCCAGCGUUAACUCGGCGUGUGCGUCGGCCUGCAGUAUGGACUCCCUGGACAUGGACUCAGUGCUGAGGGGGGGCGGAGGGGGAGGGGCAGACACCGCCGCCGCAGAGGGCGCCAAGACCCAGGGUGCACCGGGGCAGGGCAGCACCGAGCAUGCAUCACGGCGACGGGCCAAUGGUAAGCCGGCCAGACGUCACCUUGAUUUUGUGUCAUGUGAUGGGGAAAUGGAUCAGGCCACUCACUCCUAUCUGGACCGAGAAACCUCGCUCAUUCUGAAAAGCAUAGCGGGAAAGCCCUCUCACCUGCUGACCAAGGAGGAGCAGGCGGCCAAGCUGAAGGCCGAGAAGAUCCGGGUGGCCCUGGAGAAGAUCAAAGAGGCGCAGGUCAAAAAGCUGGUGAUCCGGGUCCACAUGUCCGACGAGAGCUCCAAGACCAUGAUGGUGGACGAGAGGCAGACGGUGCGCCAGGUGUUGGACAGCCUGCUGGACAAGUCCCACUGCGGCUACAGCCCGGACUGGGCCCUGGUGGAGACCAUCAACGAGCUGCAGAUGGAGCGUAUCUUCGAGGACCACGAGAACCUGGUGGAGAACCUGCUCAACUGGACGCGGGACAGCCACAACAAGCUCAUGUUCAUCGAGCGCAUCGAGAAGUACGCCCUCUUCAAGAACCCCCAGAACUACUUACUGGGGCGGAAGGAGACGUCCGAGAUGGCCGACCGCAACAAGGAGGCUCUGUUGGAGGAAUGUUUCUGCGGGAGCUCGGUGUCCGUGCCGGAGAUCGAGGGCGUGCUGUGGCUCAAGGAGGACGGGAAGAAGUCGUGGAAGAAGCGCUACUUCCUGCUCCGCGCUUCCGGGAUCUACUACGUCCCCAAAGGGAAGGCCAAGGCCUCCAGAGACCUGGUCUGCUUCCUCCAGUUGGACCACGUCAACGUCUACUACGGCCAGGACUACCGCAGCAAGUACAAGGCCCCCACCGACUACUGCCUGGCUCUCAAGCACCCUCAGAUCCAGAAGAAGUCCCAGUACAUCAAGUACCUGUGCUGCGAUGAUGUCAGGACUCUGCACCAAUGGGUGAACGGCAUUCGUAUCGCCAAGUACGGCAAGCAGCUGUACGUGAACUACCAGGAGGCCAUGAAGCGGACGGAGGCGGCGUAUGAUUGGUCCUCCCUCUCCACCUCCUCCAUGCGGUCGGGCUCCAGCUCUGCCAGCAUACCCGCUGACACUCAGUCCAACCACUCGGGCCAAUCAGACAGCGGCGUGGACACAGGCUCCGCCCACGGGCGCUCUCAGAGUGUGGUCAGCUCCAUCUUCUCCGAGGCCUGGAAGAGGGGCACUCAGAUGGAGGAGAGCACUAAGAUGCGGAUGGACUCGACCAGGGGCGGCACCCUACCCCAUCGCCACCACAGCCAACACUCAGUGGACCAGCCCGCACCCGCCCCCGCCUCCCCGCAGCCCCCCGGCCUGCCGCCGGGCCCCCAGCAGCUCAACGGCCAGCUGCCUCCCCCGGACUCGCCCCAUCUGCAGCAGCAGCAGCAGCAGCAUCAACCCCCAACCCCACCCCCAUCCCAGCAGCAUCAAACCCCACCCCCAACCCAGCAGCAGCAGCAGCAGCAACCUCCACCCAAUCUGCAGCAGCAGCAUCAACCAAAGCCCCAACCGCCGCAACAACAUCAACCGCCGCAACAACAUCAACCGCCGCCGCAACAGCAUCUGCGGCAGGAUCAGCCGCCACCACCACAGCUGCAGCAAAAUCAUCAUCAACCACAACAACAUCUGCAGCAGCAACCACCACAUCUGCAGCAGCAACCACCACAUCUGCAGCAGCAACAACCACCACAUCUGCAGCAGCAACCACCACAUCUGCAGCAGCAACAACCACAUCUGCAGCAGCAACAACCACCACAUCUGCAGCAGCAGCAGCCGCAGCAUCAUCUGCAGCAGCCGCAGCAUCAUCCGCAGCAGCAACAACCACAACAACUGCAGCAGAAUCAACCACAACAUCUGCAGCAGAAUCAACCACCCCAACAUCUGCAGCCGCAGCAUCAUCCAACACCACAGCAGCUGCAGCAAAGGCUGCAUCAACAGCAGCAGCAACAGCUGCAGCAGCAGCUCCACCAGCAGCUGCAGCUGGCGCAGCAGCAACAGCUGCAGAAGCAGCACCAGCAGCAGCUGCAGCUUCAGCAGCAGCAGGUGGAGCAGCAGCUCCACCAGCAGCUGCAGCUGGCGCAGCAACAACAGCUGCAGAAGCAGCAGCAGCAGCAGCAGGUGGAGCAGCAGGUGGAGCAGCAGGUGGAGCCCCCCCAGCCGCAGACGGAGCAGCAGCAGUGGCAGCAGUGGCAGCAGCAGCAGCAGCUGGAGGAGCACCAGCGGCUGCUGCAGCAGGCGCAGGCGCGCAGCUACGCCGGUGGCACCGCCACCGGCACCGGCACCAACGCCACCGCCGCCGCCGCCCCGCCCCCGCCCCCGCCGCCGCCCCCUCCCCCACCGCCGCCGCCGCCCCUGCCCCCCGUGCAGGCGGUGUCGCACCAGUCCAAGGCGCCACUCAUGUACAAGUUCAGCACCAUCACCCGCCUGCAGAACCGCAACAACGCCGCCGCCGCCGGGAAGACGGCCAAUCACCUGCCUCCCCUGACCCAGCCGGCGCCGGCGCCGCCCCCUCCCCUGGCCAAUCACGUCGCGGCGGCGGCGGCGGCGGGGAACAACCCCCCGCCCCCUCCUCCCCCCCCGCCCCCCCCUCCCUGCCUGCCGGCCCCCGGCUCGGCCAUGGCGACGCUGAAGCCGGGCCCCUCCAGCCCCACGGGGGCGGCCUCCGCCUUCCCCCCGCCCCCCCCUCCCCCUCCCCCUCCCCCCCCGGGCCCCGGGCCGCCCCCCCCCUCCUCCUCCUCCUACGGGGGGGGCCUCAAGCAGGCGCUGAAGGAGCGCUUCCCCAGCCCGCCGCGGGACCUCCUGUCGCUGGAGGAGUCCCUCCCCCCGGCGCCGGCCCCGCCCCCUCCUCCCCCUCCCCCGCCGCCGCCCCCCCCUCCCCCUCCCCCCCCGCCCGCCCAGCAGCACCUCGGCGGCUUCCCGGCCCCGCCCCCCCUCCGCUUCCCGGCCCCUCCCCCCCCCGCCCCCCCCAAGGCCCCCAAGACCUACGGCGCCGGCGGCUUCCUCCCCCCGCCGCCCGCCACGGCCCACAAGCCCGUCUCCCCCGUCUCCCCCUUCCCCCCGCCCCCCUCGGCCCUGGACGCCCCGGCCCCUCCCCCUCCUCCUCCCCCCCCUCCUCCCCCGCCCCCUCCCCCCUCCUCGGCCCUGAGGAAGCAGUUCAGCCUGCAGGCGGCCCACCUCCCCCCCGACAACCGGCCCCCCACCCUCCCCAAGCAGCACAGCCUCUCCAAGCCCCCCCACUCCUCCUCUUCCUCCUCCUCCUCCUCCUCCUCCUCCUCUUCCUCCUCGGUCAGGCAGCUCGCCAGCCAGUUCCCCGGCUCCUCCCACUCCUCCUCCUCCUCUUCCUCCCUGACGGCCAAUCACGCGGAGAGCCUCAAGGCCCCGCCCCUCUCCCCGCCGGCGGUGAAGGCCAAGCCAAGAUGGCAGCCGGGCGGCGGCGGCGGUGGCAGCGGCGGCGGCGGCCAUGAGUUCCCCCCUCCCCCUCCCCCCGAGAGCGCGCCGUCCGCGUUCCCCGCCCCUCAUCCUCCCCCUCCCCCUCCCCCUCCUCCCCCCCCUCCUGGUCCCCCCGCCUGCCCCGCCUCCGGCCCCACCCCGCCCCCGCCCCCGCUCCCGCCGGGGGCCGCUGGCUCCUCCCCCUUCGGGAAGAAGGCUCCGCCCACGCCGCAGAGGAACUCGAGCGUGACGGCGGAGUCGUGCGACGCCUACCAGGAGUCCCGGAGGAACCUGCUGCGCAAGUUCAACGGCUCCGCCUCCUCCUCCACCACCCCCUCCCCCUCCUCCUCCUCCACCCGGUCCCCCUCCAAGGACCCCCCCGCCGGCCCCCCGGCCCCCCCCAAGCCGGGGAAGCUCAACCUGUCUCACCUCCAGAGCAGGGCGGGGCCGACCCGGCAGACGGGCGGCGCCGACUUCCCCUCGCCGCCGCACGACUACGGCUGCUUCCCCCCGCCCCCUCCGCCCUCCGGCGACCUGUUCCCGCCCCCUCCCCCCCCGCCCCCGCCGCCCCCCCCGCCCGGCGGGCCGCCCCGGGUGGCGGUGGUCAACCCCCAGCCCCAGGCCCCGCCCUGCCCGCCCCCUCCCGUGCCCCCGCCGGCCCACAGCGCCCCCUGGGGCAAGGCCUCGCUGAGGAAGACCCCGCCCCCCACGCUGGGGCGCCGCGGCAACGCCACGCCCGAGCCCGGGGCCGCGCCCGCCCCGCUGUCGCCCGGCGCCAACCCGCCGCCGACGUCGCCAAAGGGCGGGAACUUCCUGGACGACCUGCACCGCACGCUGAAGCGCAAGUCGACGGGCCGCCAGGGCUCGCUGUCGUCGGGGCCCGGGGCCCGCCUCUCGGGCAAGAUGGACGCCGCGGCGGGGGGGGAGGGCGCGGCGGACGACAUGGCGCUCCCGCCGCCGCCGCCCGAGCUGCUGUCGGACGGCGGCAAGAACGGGGGCGGGGCUAACGGCGGCGGCGGCGGCUACCUGUCGGGGAACAUCUCAGGCUAUGCAACGCUGAGGCGGGGGCCAGCGCCCACGCCGCCCAAGAGAGGGGACGCCACCAAGCUCACGGGAGAGUGUUGAGACGCUUAGAGAGGGACGCGGGGACGGACGGACGCACGGACUGAAGACGGCCGGACUGAGGGACAGGGCGACAAACAGGGGAGACCUGAAACUUCCAUCCUGUCAUCGUCUUGGGAUUGCGUGUGUGUGUGUGUGUGUGUGUGUGUGUGUGUGUGUGUGUGUAUGUGUGUGUGUGUGUGUGUACUAAG
This is a messenger RNA of Gadus morhua (Atlantic cod), 5521 nucleotides long. RefSeq names its product Ras association (RalGDS/AF-6) and pleckstrin homology domains 1b (gene raph1b). NCBI's taxonomy places the organism in Eukaryota, Metazoa, Chordata, Actinopteri, Gadiformes, Gadidae. Gene Ontology annotation, biological process: signal transduction. The record is from RefSeq and is a predicted model, not a curated record. Gene Ontology annotation, cellular component: cytosol; plasma membrane.